Paramormyrops kingsleyae is the source of this 3654-nucleotide messenger RNA. It is a transcript of the gene ddx61, whose product is annotated as DEAD (Asp-Glu-Ala-Asp) box helicase 61. The record is from RefSeq and is a predicted model, not a curated record. Lineage: Eukaryota; Metazoa; Chordata; Actinopteri; Osteoglossiformes; Mormyridae. Gene Ontology annotation, molecular function: ATP binding; nucleic acid binding; RNA helicase activity.
UUGUAAUCAGUUGUGUAUAGUAAUCCGAGCACUCGUCCGCUCCCGGUAGCCGGAUCGUUAGCACAGAUUUGCCGCUUUGUUGUCGUCCUCCAAUUCGUUGACGAAAAGUUGCUCCGACUUAUAGGUUGAAGUUGGGCGCGUGUCGGUGGCUGACAGCUCGCUUGUGCGCCAGCGCGCCCGAGUCGGCUGCACGCGGCUCAUCUUUCUCCGGCUCGUGCAGGACUUUUUUGAACGUUUGAAGCAUAGCGUGUGACUGGUCCCCCUCUCGCGCCGGCCCGCCGUUACCGCGGGGCUCCGUGUAAAUGGCCCGUCUGAAUUUUAAAAAGACCUCUUAAAGACCAACUCACCCAUUUUGUUACCGGCGGCACAAACUAGUGUUACGCGUCUAGUCUGCCAGCAAAACUUAGCGCGGCGUAUUAUUGGCUUAACAGAGAGAGUGUUUGUAAAUUGCAGCGUGUGCUGUCCUAUGGUGUCGUGCCGUGGGUUUUUUUUUAUCCUGCUUGACAUCGGUUUUUUAUGUUUGUAAUUCAAGCUCAGUGAGAAAAAAGUCGCUGGCGGUCUAAUUGUUUGCAAAUCGGUCAUUGCUACGGUCUGUUCUAGUUUCAGGCGAAUUAACAGUAUUUACAAACAUAUAUUUAGCUUUUAGAGUUAAUAACUGUAGUAAGGUGAAGAGUUGGUAUUGUUUCCGUUAGCUUAAUUGAACGACGCUGCCCAAACCGUGAACACCGUACACAUUGCGAUGUUUUGAUAUACUUAAUUUAAAUUUGGCAUGCGAUUCGCAUUUAAAAUCGGAAUCCUCUUAUUAAUGUCGUAAUUAUCAGGCACGGACGUUUAGCUGAAACUCCCAGGAUCUGGUUGUCGGGGACGCGGGCUGUGUGCCCAGUGGGAGCCGGAGAAUUAGCUACGAUCAGCAGAUACAUGCUGCUCUUUUCCUGCAAUAAACAAGGGGUCUGUGUACAAUUCGCUUUUAACUAAAGGCAUUGCUAACACAGUGCGAUACAAGAAUACAUCUUUAUGGAAAUAACAGCUGAAAGUCCCGUAGAUGAGUACCUACAGGUCUGAGAACCGGGACGCUGGCUUGUUUCGCAGAGGAGCCCAGAAGCUGAGACCACCUCUCCUACAGGACACAGAGUAGCCACCUUUUUAGCUGAGGCAGAAAGCAAGAGCCAAACACUGUGAAAGAACCCUACAGAAACUCUACACCAUAUUUCAUUUCGGACUAAAAGCCCCAUUGGUGCAUUUGCUGCAAUUUUCUGUUUUCAUCAGGAAUACUAUUGGUGACAUACCUACAAAGCAAGAAGGAUAAGACUAAACAUCUUAUGUGAAUUUGAGGGCCAUUAAGUGCAAGAUUAUAAACAGAGAACAUCUAAGAGUUCGCGAGUAGGCCCAGUGGGAGGAAAAAACACAAGAAAAAACAGACUUUUGAACUGAAACACCACAAAACUCUGGAAGACUUUGGUCUGUUGAAAUUGCCUUAGCUGUUCUUACCCAGAACUUGUAUUUCAUGAUACACGUUUACAUAUAAUUUUCUAUACUGUGUGCGUGUAUGUAACUUAUUUAUUCUCAUAAAUGCUUACUUCUCUUCAUAUGGAAGAGUAUUUGUGUAUAUAAACUUUUGUACGGCAGAUGCUCUUUAUUUUGAAGAGUUAAUGUGUGUAUAUAGAAUUAUAUAAGUACAAAAAUAAGUUAUAAAAUCUCAAAAGAACAGUUGUCAGUCUUGCAUCUUUAAACUGUUAAGUGAUAAGUGAAGGAGCAUUUUGAAGACGAGCUUGUGAUUUGAACAAAUCCGGAGCUUUCUUGGCAAUGGCAACUGCAAGAACAGAAAAUCCAGCCACUGUGGUCAUGGGAUUGAACAAGCAAAACGGGCAGAUGAGGGGGCAGCCCAAACCUGCCCCUGUUUCUUCAGGACCCCUAGCUGUUGGCUCUCAGCCAGGGAAGACCUCCAGUGCACCUCAGAAAGGAGCUAGUGUCCCGCAGUCUGGCAGUGGCAUCAAGUUUGGUGAUGAUUGGAAGAAGUGCCUGCAGCUUCCCCCGAAAGACCUGCGUGUUAAAACAUCUGAUGUGACAGCAACAAAGGGAAAUGAGUUUGAGGAUUACUGUCUGAAGCGGGAGCUACUGAUGGGCAUCUUUGAGAUGGGAUGGGAGAAGCCUUCCCCCAUUCAGGAGGAGAGCAUUCCCAUUGCUUUGUCUGGCAGAGACAUACUGGCCCGGGCCAAAAAUGGCACGGGCAAGAGUGGCGCCUACCUCAUUCCUCUCCUAGAGAGGGUUGACCUAAAGAAAGACUACAUACAGGCUCUGGUGAUGGUGCCCACCCGAGAGCUGGCCCUGCAAGUCAGCCAGAUCAGCAUCCAGAUUAGCAAGCACCUGGGAGGGGUCAAAAUCAUGGCCACCACAGGGGGCACCAACCUUAGGGAUGAUAUCAUGAGGCUCGAUGAAACCGUUCAUGUGGUGAUAGCCACCCCAGGUAGGAUCCUGGACCUGAUCAAGAAGGGGGUGGCCAAAGUGGACAGAGUCCAGAUGAUGGUGAUGGAUGAGGCGGACAAAUUGCUGUCGCAAGAUUUUGUGGUACUAAUCGAGGACAUCAUUGGCUUCUUGUCCAAGAACCGGCAGAUCCUGCUGUACUCUGCGACCUUUCCCAUCAGUGUCCAGAAAUUCAUGGCAAAGCACCUGCAGAAACCCUAUGAGAUUAACCUGAUGGAUGAGCUGACUCUGAAGGGCAUCACCCAGUACUAUGCGUAUGUGACUGAGAGGCAGAAAGUGCACUGUCUCAACACACUCUUCUCCAGGCUGCAAAUAAACCAGUCCAUCAUUUUCUGCAACUCCACUCAAAGAGUGGAGCUGCUGGCCAAGAAGAUCACCCAGCUGGGUUACUCCUGCUUCUACAUCCAUGCCAAGAUGAUGCAGGAGUACAGGAACCGUGUGUUCCAUGACUUCAGAAAUGGGCUGUGCAGGAACCUGGUCUGCACAGAUCUUUUCACCAGAGGAAUUGACAUCCAGGCUGUGAAUGUUGUCAUCAAUUUUGACUUCCCAAAAAAUGCUGAAACUUACCUUCAUCGUAUUGGCAGAUCAGGGAGAUUUGGUCACCUGGGCCUCGCCAUCAACCUGAUUACAUCCGAGGACCGCUUCAACCUGAAAAGUAUCGAGGACCAGCUAGUGACUGACAUCAAGCCCAUUCCCAGCAGCAUCGACAAAAGCCUCUACGUGGCUGAGUUCCACUCUGCCAACCCAGACCGCGAGGGAGAGGAAGGGGCUGGCGAGGCUGGCAACAAACCCUGAGAGCUGCAUGGCCCCACCGGGGAAUAGGACAUACCUGGCUUUUGCACAAAAUCUGCUUCUGCACAAAGACAUCAGACUUUUUUUCUUUUUUUUGUCCCACCACCCCCAACUGGUCAAAGCUUUCCUUUCAUUCUGAUCAAAUUGCCAGCAGAAUUGUCUGUUGUGCUAUUUUGUGUCCAAACUAAAAAAUCCCUCCAAGUGAACAUCAUUCCCUUCCAGCCAAGUUAACUUCCUGGAGAGAGUCUCUCUGCGGUCACAUUGUUUUGCUGUGCCAUCAGCACAUAUUGGAAUUUACUAUUGCAAUACAUAACCAAAGCUGCGUGGGCUGUAUGUGCGAUUGCUGUGCUUUAAGAAGUGAAAUAAACCGACCCGCCCUAA